AUGAAGAACUUCUUUCGCACUUCUAUCGUUAUAACCCGAAUCGAUUUGGUGCUCUUGCGCCCAGGUUAUUAUGGCACGGUCGGUUCCGGCUGGUUAGAUGAACAACUUCGCGGUGAACAAUUCGACAGUUUUUGGAACCAUGUUCGAUCUGUGCAUUCAUUGAAAUACAAUGAGAUUAUUUUAUCUUGUCGUGUACAAAUACCCGUCGAUUCAAUGAAUACAAAAUUCAAGCAAAUGACUCAAUUAAUUGCAUCAACAAGUGGAAAGCUACACGAUCUCGUCAUGUCAUUUGCUCUGAACAACACGAAUGGUGCUGAAUUUCUUAAAGAAUUCAAGACAGCAUUGAAGGAAUUGGACAAUCAAGUCACCGUUCUGGCCCAACCAAUCAAUCCCAACACCACUGCAGAUUCUUCCUCGAUGUCGAAAUUCAUGUGA
Molecule: messenger RNA, 435 nt
Organism: Adineta ricciae
Lineage: Eukaryota; Metazoa; Rotifera; Eurotatoria; Adinetida; Adinetidae
Source: the annotation of a GenBank genome assembly